Messenger RNA from Juglans microcarpa x Juglans regia, 1385 nucleotides. Its product is annotated as transcription factor bHLH68-like. Gene Ontology annotation, cellular component: nucleus. The record is from RefSeq and is a predicted model, not a curated record. The coding region runs from base 284 to 1159 and encodes 291 amino acids. Gene Ontology annotation, molecular function: RNA polymerase II cis-regulatory region sequence-specific DNA binding; DNA-binding transcription factor activity, RNA polymerase II-specific; protein dimerization activity. Lineage: Eukaryota; Viridiplantae; Streptophyta; Magnoliopsida; Fagales; Juglandaceae. The transcript has 7 exons. Gene Ontology annotation, biological process: regulation of transcription by RNA polymerase II.
ACAUGCAAAGUUUCUGAACCCCACCUCUAUAAAUUUUUUUAAAAAGAUCAGAACUUAAGUUUCUUCAACCUCAUCAACACAGCAAACAGCUAGCACUCUCAAUGCUUUUUCAAAGGCUUGUUUGGUGCACAUCCUCGCAGGAAAGAUGACAAAGUGAUCAGGAAAGGAAGUAAAAGAGCAAAAGAAGGAAGGGAAAGUAAAGGAAUUUUUUCUUUUUUAGUUCUCUUGAAGCUGGCGGGCAUCGAUUGAAGUGUUUUACAGACGGCCAUCACUAGCGUAGCAAAUGAUGGCUGGAAACCCUAACUGGUGGAGCAUUCAUCCACCAUCUCUCUUUCCUCAAUAUGCGCACCUUGGAUCUUCUUCACUUUCUUUGAAUCCUUUGGCAGAUAACCAAGAGCCUCAGCAGCCAUGGAGCCAACUACAAUUAGCAAAAUCUUCGGCAGGCGACGACGAAAGGUUUGGUCUGAGUAAUUUUCAUAAUAAAAAGUUAGAAAUUUGGGAGGACCAAAUCUUAAAUCCGUCUCCAAGGGUACCUGUUCUUGAUGAAAUUCUAAAGCAAGAGGUUUCCCAAAACAACUUGUACGAUCAUGGAGAGGAAGAAUUUCACGCACCUAGAUCAUCAGCUUGGUCACAAAUCAUGCCAGUUUCUUCCCCGAGGUCAUAUGUCACCAGUUUCACUAAUAACCAUAUAUUUGACAUCUCUUAUAACAAGGUGAAAGGCAGAAAUUAUCAACAUCCAGAUCAUCCAUCUGAGAUUGCUAGCACUACCGCUGGUGGGAGAUUUAAGAAGGCUAGGAUUCAGUCCUCUUCAAGCCAACCACCUCUAAAGGUGAGAAAGGAGAAGCUAGGUGAUAAAAUAACAGCACUUCACCAGCUAGUUUCCCCAUUCGGAAAGACUGACACUGCUUCUGUUUUGUUAGAAGCAAUGGGGUAUAUCAGAUUCCUUCUGGGUCAAAUUGAGGCUCUCAGCUCCCCUUACUUGGGCAAUACAUCAAAAGACCCGAGGAACCAGCAGUGUGAUACCCAAGAUCUAAUUAAUAAGCCAAAGGACCUGAGGAAUAGAGGGUUGUGCUUGGUUCCUACGUCUUGCACUCAGCACGUAGGAAGUGAGAAUAAUGGUGCUGAUUAUUGGGCUCCGACUUUCGGCAGUGGGUUUUGAGAGAUACAUAUAUAGGCAGCGUACGUGUACCUUGCCAGUGCAUGCAUGCAUUGAACUUAAUUAUAAUUAACAUGGAAUUAAUUAUGGUAUAACAUCAAGAGCAGUUAGUUGGCAUGCAAUAAUCUAAGGCUCAUGCGUACUUCUCGUAAUGCUAUGCAUGCAUUAAUUCUACAUUCGCGCGAAGAGUUAACACACUUUAGCAGUAUUACUUCCAGUUAACACUUAA